Paramuricea clavata is the source of this 6611-nucleotide messenger RNA. Lineage: Eukaryota; Metazoa; Cnidaria; Anthozoa; Malacalcyonacea; Plexauridae. The record is from the annotation of a GenBank genome assembly.
AUGCCUGCAAUGGACAUAUAUGAACUGAAGCCACAGAAUUCAUUGAAAGGAACCAAGUAAGUGAACUCAAGUAAUUUUGGCUUAUAAAUUUGUCAGAUGUACGGAUCGGAGUGAAUUAAAAGGAUUUUGAUUGCACUAUAGGUUUCCUGAGUUCUUUUCAAUUUGAGAUUUUCCAUGACUUGCAAAUGAGUUUAUAUAUGUAAACUAAAAAAGAUUAAUUAAACACUUCAACAUUUUGAGGUAUAAUAUAGUGACUGCCUGACGGUGGCCCUUCGCUCGGAAAUAAAGUACAACACAAACCACGUUUGAGAUAUCUUUUCCAGGUAGUUCAGAUACAAACCACGACAGCUUAUUGUAGAAUAAUACCUACACUGGAUCACCACGUAGUGAGAUAUCUUUUUCAGGUAGUUCAGACACAAACCACGACAGCUUAUUGUAGAAUAUACUACCUACACUGGACCACCACGUUUGAGAUAUCUUUUUCAAGUAGUUCAGACACAAACCACAACAGCUUAUUGUAGAAUACUACCUACACUGGACCACCACGUUUGAGAUAUCUUUUUCAGGUAGUUCACACACAAACCACGACAGAGUUAUUAUAGAAUACUACCUACACUGAACCACUACGUUUGAGAUAUCUUUUUCAGGUAGUUCAGACACAAACAACGGCAGCUUAUUGUAGAAUACUACCUACACUGGACCACCACGUUUGAGAUAUCUUUUUCAGGUAGUUCACACACAAACCACGACAGAGUUAUUAUAGAAUACUACCUACACUGAACCACUACGUUUGAGAUAUCUUUUUCAGGUAGUUCAGACACAAACCAUGACAGGUUAUUGUAGAAUACUACCUACACUGAACCACCACAUUGAGAUAUAUUUUUCAGGUAGUUCAGACACAAACCACAAUAGCUUAUUGUAGAAUACUACCUACACUGGACCACCACGUUUGAGAUAUCUUUUUCAGGUAGUUCAGACACAAACCACGACAGCUUAUUGUAGAAUACUACCUACACUAUUCCAUCAUAGAGUCAAAUACGAAACAAAAACGAGACUCGACAUCGUUAAUUAAUAAGAGAUGACUGAGAAUAUAACCGUCAGGUGAUGCCGGUAGACACCUGAAUUAUACUGUGUGCUUACAGUAUAAUGCGGCGACUUUUAACACAUAUGCAUACUUUAAAUUCCUACCUUUGGCUUUGCUCAGCGUUGAAUGUUGUUAUACAGAAUAUAAACUGUGCUAUAUUAUAAUAUUAAAUAUGUAAAUUUUAAACCUAAAACAGAAGAUAAUAUAAAAGUUGCUUGCUUCAAAUUUAACAUGACAAAAGAGUUCAGACAAAUAUUGAUUUAUAUAUCGUGUUAUUUUUCAUCACUAAAGACCAGUAAAUGCAGACUAAACAUCAUGGACAAUCUCAUUUGACAAAUGCGGAUAAAAGCAACUUUUUAUUAAAACUUAAGCCCCGUUUACACUACGCUCAAUUUUUGGCACUGCACGGAUAAAAUUGAUGCCCGUAUACCACUUUUUUGGUUCUUGGACUAUUUAGGUAGUCGAAGAACCAAAAAAGUGGUACGGCACCAAAAAUCAAGCGUAGUGUAAACGGGGCUGUAACCAUACAAGUGCAAGAAGAAAUUUUUGAACUCCAGGAAGUCUAUGAAAUGCAUGCUCCUAUCUAUUCUUAUACUUCAAACACAUACAUAAGUAUAUCAGUCUUGUAUGAUUGAGAAUGUCUCCAAAAAUGAGGUUUUAUAUGAAGGCUUUUUUGCUUGAUAGAAGACAUAACGCAUAUUUUAACACAUUUCGCUACAUUAAAGGCAAAUUUCCACUCAGGAAAAUUAUCCGUGGAUUGGAACGGACAUGAAAAUUUUUCUUUGUGUUAAAGUCAUUAUAGUUCCAACCCAGAGCUCACAAGACAAAGAAAAAUUUUCUUGUCCGUUCCAAUCCACGGAUAAUUUUCCUGAGUGGAAACUAGCCUUAACUUCAAAACCACAACCGAAGCAGACGUGAAUCUCUUUGAAUUGCCGUAAUCAGCUCAUGAUGUCCGCCCUCACCCAAUUCAUUCAAACAUACAAUUGAAUGGCAGACAUGCGAGUUAUCUAUAUAGAAGAGGAAUAUACUUUUCCUUAAAUAUGUGAUAUACAUAUGCCUCUAUAAUUUAUAUUCCUACCUUUAUAACUUAUAUUCCUGCCUCUAUAAUUAGUAUUCCUACCUUAAAAUUUCUAUUUCUAAACGAGCUAUCGACGGGGUGCCAGCAAAUAUUCCAAUUGUGCUUCACAUGCAUGUUCAUAUUCGUACCGUAAAUAUUUCACAGUACCUUAAAAACUCUCAUCAACUCUCAUCAUGCAGCUCUCAUCAACUUUGAAUUGAUUCAAAUUUGAUGAGAUUUGAUGAGAGUUUUCGCUACGUGCGAUAUAAUAAUAUCCAGUCAACUCUCAUCAACUGUAAUGCAACUCUUGUUCUCGUUUAAUUGAUCGGGGCAUGAGAGUUGAGAAAACUCUCAUAUAAACUCUAGCUAGCCAACUCGUGUUCUCGUUUGAUCGGGGCAUGAGCCAUGAGAGUUGAGAAAACUCUCAUGUAAACUCUAGCUUGCCAACUCUUAUUCGCGUUUGACCAGGGCUGUAUGUACGAUAUUAUAUGUACUAUUUAAAGCACGCGUAGGAGUGUUUUAUUACAUAUAAAACACGACGCGUAGCGGAGUGUUUUAUAUGUGAUAAAACACGACUAUACAAGUGCCUUAAAUAGCUUCAAAAACGACUCAUCUUAUACGAGUUCAUAGUUGGCGAAGUAAUUCAGUUUAAAAUAAACUUUGUCUAAACCGAGAAAAUCAAAGCUAAAGUUUAUGUAAAUUAACGUGAUUUUUUAUCACAUAAAACCACGACACGCUUAUGAUUUUUAUUUGUUUGCUCCUGAAUUAUUAAUGAGUUUUGAAAUAUGUAUAUAUAUAUUUGCAUGUAUUCGAUGGAAACAAGUUAAUUGCACAAGCAGCCUAUGGCUUUUUAAAUUCAUUAAACUCAUAGAUAAAAAUGCUAUUUGCUCACUGUAAACUGUAAGUUAUUGUAUUCAAACACAGCUGGUGAUAACAUAAUGUAUUGGGCUAUAUGUGCUUUUCGAAAGUUCCCAGUAUUGUAUAUUUUAUUAAAAAAGUUCUGUCUCUGCAUAAUCAGAAACUAUAUAUCAAAGUUAAUGACAGACUGACAGAGCAGAAAGCUUAAUAUCAAUACAAUUGAGGUAUAGGAUGCUUACAAAUGUACAAAACUUCAGGGUAUGUAUUUGCUCUCCUAUACUCUAUAUUUACCGUGUUAAAAAGUGAUUUUAAUAUUGCAUCAAAUGUGGUGGUCCAGUGUAGGUAAAGUUAUACAAUAAGCUGUCACAGGUUUGUGGGGUCAAAUAGUAUUCUUCAAUUAUAAAGGAUUAGAGCGAAGGUCUAGCUUCUGCUGUAGAUGCUAAUAUGGCAGCUGCAGCUAAUAUCCACUAAUUUCCAAUAAAUCUCCUCACAUUUUAAUAUUUUUUGAGAAUACUAUCAGACUGCGAGCAAUCCCUCUACUUUCCUUCGUUUUAUAGUUUCCCUGACUAAGACUGAACGCGCGGGAAAUGCAAAGGGGCGGAGACGAAAGGAAACUAUAAAACGAACUAAGAAAAUAUAUGGAUUACUAGAGACCUUACAAUUUUAGGACGGCAACGGCUACCAUGCAAUAAAUCAUUGAAACGAAUUGAGUAAUUACAACAUAUGAAUAAUUUAGACAUUGUCCUCGCUCGGUUUACAACGCUAAAUCACAGAUUUUCACGUCUUGAUACAACGGCUGCAUGCCAAGCCACAACAAGUGCAACUUCAAACUGGGUUUAGCAGAACUCUUCCCAACCAUGUCUUCAACUUCUAAGACUAUUGAAUUCAUACGAUUGAUAAUAUACGACGAACUAUCUUUACUACCAUUUAUUUGAAGGAGUUUGUUUUGGCCGUCGCGUUGCCGUCCUAAAAUCGUAAGGUCAAUACUAUCUACACUGAGCCACGGAAACAGCUUAGUUAACUGAGUAACAGUAGAUUCAAAUUCUCUCAUUUCAGGAAGCUCUCGACGACACCUAACUACGAUGUAAAAUUUGAGAGAGAAAUUUACCUGCCAAAUGCGUCCUAUUUCAGCAAAAAUCUCCCGAAAAUGAACGAAGCUCAACAGAGCGAAAGGAAUUCGGAUGAAAAAGAAAACAUUCCUAAACUGAUUCGAAAUUUUCUUGGUUAUACAACAGCACAUGGAUUCAGUCGUUUGGAAGGUUCGGAAGGCGUUUUCUGGAAAAUAUUUUGGGCUCUUGUCUGUGUGGGAUCAUUUGGAAUGUUUACAUAUCAAGUGCGCGGUCUAUUUUUGUUGUACUUAUCACGGCCUGUGACGACCAGUGUACGAAUUACUUUUGAAAAGGUGAGAGCUGGUGGCACAGAGUUUAGUACAUGGGUGACACAUAGUGAUAGUGUAUGUGUAUUUCAUCUCUGUGACUGGGCUUCGAGUCCCCAGCAGAUUCGCUCCAUUGAAAAGAAUCCUUUCAGUUGGACGCAUCUCCUUCGAUAGAACUAAACUUUAGUGCAAUUUUUGCUGUGAUGUUCGGUGCAAUUUUCCUCUUCUGAUCGAUGUGAACACGAGUGGACGAGUUAUGAAUGUUCGAUGAGGGUAGAUAUAUACUCAGAACAAUGAAAGCUCAUCUGCUCGUUCACAUAUAUCAGAAGUAGAAAAUCACAGCAAAAAUUGCAAGUAGAAACGGGCUCCCUGCAUGCGAUUCCAGCACUCUAACCGUCUGACCAACUGAGUCCAGUUAUUUGAGCGCUACAUCGGAAUCACAGGCCACAGGUUUGAUUCCUGCCUAUAUAUAGUUCAUUUUUGCAACUGCUUCUGGUUACGUGAAAAUGUUCAUAAACUUGCGUCGUAAAACAAACACCACAGGUUUUCUUUCGGCGCUCUGGUUUCCUUCUGCAACACUAAACCAAUACGGGAGAACCUCUAGAUAGUUUUGAACUAAACGAGCUUUUUCUUUCUAUUCCUAUAGCAAGUGCCGUUUCCAGCAGUGACAAUCUGUAAUCUAAACAUGUUACGAACUAAAGAAAUCCCGAAGGAGCUGAAAGAAGAAAUGUUAAAUUUAGUUGGUGUUUACAACACGUCGUCUGCUUCUAGUAAGUUUGUGUUUGUCCGAGGGUCUCUCCAUAUGAGCCCGCGGUUUGCCGGGAAAGAAAUAUUAUCAGCCAAAAUAUGUCGAAUUUUCCAUUAUUUAUAGUUGUAUAAUACAUUAUAGUUGCAAACAAUGUUUGUGUUCUGAAUAAAUAAUCUAUAGAUUAUUUAUUCAAAACACAAACAUUGUUUGCAAAUAAUGUAUUUUAUAAUAUAGCAUUUGUAAAUUCUGAACGCUGAUUGGCUAAGAGCCGUGUUGAUAUAACUCAAUAUCAACACAGAAAAUUUCUUUCUUUAUAUUUCUUUGUGCUAUAUUAUAAAAAAAUUAUAAAACAUUUUUUCUGUAUUGAUAUACAUGCAGUUAUAUCAACACUCGUGGAAAUUGGGAAAACUGGAAAUUAUGUGGAAACAAUCAACACACAAUUUCUAGUUUAUUUCUAGUUUUAUAUUUGUUAAAUAUAACUUUUUUUUUACAGUUGGUGCCCCAUAUAUAAGAGAGUGUUUUUAUCCCACCUAAUAUCCGGCCUUGUUGGAACAUCAUUAUGUAAACAUGACAUCUUUGAAAUAUUUUUUGUUGUAAUUGAACAAACUGCAGCUUGUAUUACAACUUGAAUAGUGUCUGUUUAUGUCUAUUAAUGUCUCUUUUCGUUUGUAUUUUCCAACGAUGCCGUUCAAUACGAUAUCAUAGGUCAAUAUUCAUUCCGGCCAGGUGGGAUAAAGUCUUGAAACGGAACAUUUUAUCCUACUAAAAGCUUGACUGAGAUCUAGCGCAAGGUUAGAUCUCUCUCAGCUGGGCUGCCUGGUUUCUCAUAUGAACACAAAUUAAAUUUUAUAUGCGUUAACAAAGGCCAUGUAGAUCACUAGAUCUCAUUCAGGCGAGUGUCUCAGUUGGCUGCGCUCAUGUGAACAGGCUCUUAAAUGCAGGUGGCAGAUGCAACUGGCGCGUUACCACUCAUUGAGUUAAUUAACCAUGCUACAUGCAUAUUUCUUUUCUUAGACAGUACAAAAGCUCGGAAACGUCGCGAUAUUGCUGGAUCAAACCCGCCUCCCACAACCACUCCCACAACCAAAUCGCUAACUACAUACAGCGAUGCUGUAGGCGGCACUCAAAAUCCGCCUAGCCCUAGUCCCUCGUCCCCAAAGUUCGGGACAUUUCAUACAACUAAGAAGCCUGAAGACCCUGCAUGGUAUCGAACUACAUCUCGCCCGUACACAACAUGGAACCCAUGGCAGCAAACAUCUUACAGACCCUACUCCCAUAGACCCUCGCAUGGCCUUCCUUACAACGAGUACAAAGACGCGGACAGGGAGUACCUUCCCACGAAAGAUGAAAUCAAUGAGAAUGUCCUAUUCCUGGAACGAUUUACAACAGCUGUUACUAAAGUUCCGAUAGAAAUUCUAAGACCUGCAGGACAUCAAUGGGAGGACCUAGUCACGGAGUGCACAUGGAGAGGUUAUGACUGUAAGAAUAG